Messenger RNA from Alosa sapidissima (American shad), 2583 nucleotides. RefSeq names its product NHL repeat-containing protein 3-like. Gene Ontology annotation, molecular function: protein binding. The record is from RefSeq and is a predicted model, not a curated record. NCBI's taxonomy places the organism in Eukaryota, Metazoa, Chordata, Actinopteri, Clupeiformes, Clupeidae. The transcript is spliced from 7 exons. Bases 112 to 1149 code for a protein of 345 amino acids.
UCCGCCCUGGAAACUCAGAAUCUCAGAAACCGUAUAUCUGGUAACACCGUGAUACACCUUGCCUGUAAAAUGCCAUAACACCCGACAAAAGAAGAUAUUUAUCCGGAUAGCAUGACAGCGGUACCGACCGAGAGUAUGAAAACAUCGGAUCCACGCAUGAUGCUGCAACUGUUAAUUUUGUGUACGAUUGCAUUAGGAACAGAUUGUCAACAAUCGGGAAGGCCUCUGUUUAAACUGGAUGUGUCCUGGCCUAAGUACACUGAGGACUUUUCUGGUGAAGCUUUUGGUGUGGCUGUUAACCAUGUAACUGGUUUGGUGUAUGUUGCACAGAGAGGAGAGAAUGUAGCAAAAGUACUCGUCUUUAACGUAGAUGGAGACUUCAUACAAGCUUGGAAUACCACGACUUUAGAGAUGCCCCAUGGAAUUUUCCUUGCUAAUGCACAUUCCAACCCUUCUGUCUGGAUUACUGAUGUUGGAACAGGACCAUAUGGCCAUACAGUCAAGCAGUACACUCCUUCAGGGAAGCUCUUGCAGAUUUUGGGCACACCAGGGAAAGCAGGGUCAGGUGUGAAUCCACUUCAGUUCGACCAGCCAGCAGAAAUCUUUGUCCAUGCUUCUGGUGAAAUAUAUAUUGUGGAUGGUGAUGGAGGCAUGAACAACCGUCUGAUUAAAUUAUCACAAGAUCUACAGGUGGUCUGGGUGCAUGGAGAGAAGGGCCAGGAGCUUGGACAGUUUUACAUUCCCCAUAGUGUAGCCGUGGAUAGCUAUCAGAGGGUAUGGGUGGCUGAUAGGGGAAACAAGAGAAUCCAGGUGUUCAAUUCAAUAACAGGAGACUGGCUUGGUACAUGGGGAAGCUGCUUUAGUGAAGAUGGACCUUACUCAGUUAGGCAAACUUCAAAUCAGAAGUAUUUUGUCGUGGUUCUUCUGAACAGUAGUCAGAUCACUCUGCUGGAAGCUCCUCCGAUUGGAGGGAUCGGUCAGUGUCAUGUUGUCAGUGUUAUCCAGUUGGCAGAUGAUGUGAAGCCCCACCUGGUUGAUAUCAACCUCAAAACAGGAGCAUUAUAUGUGGCAGAAAUUGGUGCUCAGCAGGUUCAAAAGUUUGUGCCUUACACUCUAGAUGGGAACACUGGAACUCAUUUCAGGGCAUGACAAACUGGUAAAAUGCAAAAUAUUACCGUAUCUUGCCCUUAAGAAAAUGCUUAUAAUUGCAAUAAUAAUUAUUUAGCAGAUGCUUUUGUCCACACACAACCAUAGAUAUACAAUAAUAGAUAUACCAUAACUCCAAGAGAAUUAAUUCAUUAUAGAUAGACAGAUAGUAAUCACUAAUCAUUGUUGUAAAUGACCUGUGGAACCCUGCUCCACUGGUACUUAAAUUUUACAUUAAAAAACACACAGGCAGAUGUACCAAGAUUGGCGCUGUUUACGCUGUGUUUGCCAUUGCCAGUCGCCAGGAACACUGUACCUUCUUAUUAUACAUUCUAUUUACCAAAUGUGAAAUUCAUCUCGUAGUUGGCACUUUUCUCUGCCCCUCUUAUGGUGCCCAACUGAAUGGUAACAUCCAAUCACAUCCUGUUUGAUAUGUCCUGUUGUUGUCUGUCUAUCUGACAAGCUGCAUGGUGCCAGAUACAUUUCUGUGCCCUGAUUCAGUGCUGCCAAAACUCCGCUUACCCUCUGUCUCUGGUCCUGCGAUAUGCUGUGUGAGAGAGGGAGUGGCUACAGUAGAGCAGAGAAAGCCAAUGUGUGCUUCUUUUACUGAUAUAUUUAACCAUAUCUUUUGCAUUACUUAUCCAAACAACAUCAAACUUGGCACUGCACUUACUCUUGCCCGUAGGAAGACACAUGCCAUGUUUGAAACAAUUGGACGAACGCAUAUUCGAGAGAUAUGCGAAUAACGAUUAUGGCAAUUCCUGUCAUUUGACUGAUACUGAUCUCAUUGUGUCUAAAAGUUUAUUCUAUUCACCCAUUUACCCGCAAUCUGGAUUACAACUGCUUUUAGAAGGUGGAACAUUUUCACACCAAAAAAGAUAUGCUUAUAAUGUAUGUUUCAGACUCAUCUUAAAAAUGGAUUCAAAAGGAUUUUUUUUGUGUGCACUGGUUAGUAUGCUGUUUUGUUAUUUUUCUAUAAGUGAGAGAGGUUUUGCACAGUACACAGAAUUCUAAUACAUUUUUGGGUAUUUAUUGUGCAUUUGUGUCUAUAAUAUUAAUAGUAUAAUAUAUUAUUUAUAAUAUAAUGGUGUUGUCAGUAUCACCCCUGUUUGUUGGUUGUUUUGCAUGUAAUACAUAUUUUUGACCAUCUAUGGCUCUGGUGUUGGUGCUUGACAGUUUUAAACUGGUGUGCACAGUCGGUAUGCUGUUCUGUUUUUAUGUAUAUUUCUUCAAAUAUUGCCAUCUUUUUUAAGUAAGUAGUAAAGGUAUCUGUAAAUGUUAAUUUACUAUGUCAUGGUUGAUCACGACAGCCAUAAUACCAGUAAUGGUGUGGGGGUAUGUGUGGAUGUGUACAUCUGUUUCAUGUCUGAAGAAGCGCUUGCACUCAAAAUAUUACAUGUGGUGGUAAUUGACCAUUAAAAGAGAUUGGGAGCAGCA